Molecule: messenger RNA, 2508 nt
Organism: Cornus florida
Lineage: Eukaryota; Viridiplantae; Streptophyta; Magnoliopsida; Cornales; Cornaceae
Product: remorin 1.4
Exons: 3
Coding region: 1223-2317 (364 amino acids)
Source: RefSeq, a predicted model, not a curated record
AUAUAUAUAUAUAUAUAUAUACACACACACACUAGCAUAUAUUAUUUGAUCCACAUGGGGAGCAGAGCAGAGCCUGCUACAAUAUAUUUAUGUGGGUGUCACUGAAUGAAACUCUUCCCAAGAUUCCAUAGUGAGUGAAGGUAAUAAAGUCCAUCACUUCCAAUGUAAAGACUAUUUUAUAGACACAGCAAUUAUUUUUUAACCAUUUUUGCCAUCUGUUGUUACAUUUAACCAUGCAAAUGGAAAAUAUUUUACCUAGUUAUAUACUUUAAUGUCCAAUGGAUCUGAUUUCAUCUUUCUAAACUCUGCCAAUCUCAAAAAUUCAUGCUUUCAAGGUUUUGUUCUCUGCACAUUUUGCUUUUCUCCUUCAGCAAAAGCAGUACCCAGUUGGGGUUUGUGUUGUUAGUUACUCACUCACUGUGAUACAUUUAUGUGACUCUCUGUCCAGUUUCUUUGGUAGGGUAUGAAUAUUUAUGGUGUUUUGGUCUGUUCUGCUUUAGAUCUCAAGUGCACAUGGCAUAUAUAAUGCAUUCACAAGAUUGUUUUUGGGUUUUAGUUCUCUCUUAAUUUCAUUUUUUGUUAUUGUGGGUGUUGAAGUUUUAACCUUUCAAGGUUUGCUAUUAUUACAAACAACAAUUGGGUUCAUUGUUAAUAGUGCCUAGCUUGUGUUUGAUGAUAUUUGUCUGAGAUAACAUUUAUAGCAGUUUUGCUAGAGUCACUUGGAAAAGCACAUUGAUUGUUUACUCAAUUUAGUGAGUGGGUUUUAAUGCAUAGAAUUCAUGAGAGUGACAUUUUUUUUAAAAUCCUUCAGACACUUCAUCUUAGGCUUUGAAGCUUCCAGUUUACAUUUAUUUGUUUUAAUUAUAUGGUUCUCUUUGCAAAAUCACAUCAUAGAUUGUGUUGCAUAAAAGGAAUCAGUGUUGGAAUUUAUACUCAAGUUGUAGAUCUAUGUGUGCACUCAGUUAGCAACUCAUAUUUCAACUAUAUGAUUGUGUCUCAUUGAUUUACUUGGGAUCUACAUUGUGUAACUGAGAUAGGCACUACUAGGGUGUUCAUCUUCAAGAAAGUGGGCUAAAGGGCUUUUUCUUUAGAAUUUAUUUACAGUUGUAGUGAGUGUGUUUGUAAAUGUGAUUGAAAGAGAGAGAGAGAAAGAGACAGAUCUAUAUGUUGUGCACCCACAAGGUCUUUGAGCUGUCUGUACUAGAUUAGAGAGGAGGCAAAAAUGAGGUCCAUAGAGGAUAAGGGGUGUUUGAACUAUGGACCAGCACAGGAGAUUUCAACAAGUAGUGCCAUUAGCUUUGAGUUUCACAAGGAAAAUGGAACAAACCGCACCUCUCAUCAUCGAACAGCCUUAGGCAAACCGACCCCAUCAAAGUGGGACGAUGCACAAAAGUGGCUAGUUAACUUGUCAAGGGGAGGGGAGAGGACCCAAUCCAAUGCCAAGCCACGAAACUCAAAUGCCGAUGACAGGAGAUUGAUAGCCCCGGUCCCAAAGAAGGAGGACUACUCGAGUGGCGAAGAGGAAAAUGGAUGCUCUGGCUCUGCAAGUAGAAUUCAGUAUGGAGUGGAGACAAAGAAGGUUGAUUGCCAAGAUCCAAUCUGGCGAAUCAAUAAGACUUCGGAACUUCCCACUUCAGCUGUUCGAUCAAUUUGUGUGAGGGACAUGGGGACAGAGAUGACUCCAAUUGCAAGCCAAGAGCCUUCACGAACUGCUACCCCGAUUAGAGCCACAACACCAGCAGCUCGUAGCCCCAUUUCCUCGGGGUCCUCCACUCCGGUAAGGUUUCAGCAUGGGUUGCAUACUCUCGAAAGCUCUCAGCCCGGUCUGACCUUUCCAGAGAGCGGAGGUGAGGCUGGCAGGGGCAGUGGUGGGACCAGGCAAUUUAGCCGAGACGGGGAAGAAUCCAAUGCUAGCAGAAUAGCUGAGAACAAGAACUCGGAACAAGAUAGAAAGCCAAGUCCUCUGGAAACCCGAGCACUGGCUUGGGAUGAAGCUGAACGCGCCAAAUACAUGGCCAGGUAUAAACGCGAAGAGGUGAAAAUACAAGCAUGGGAAAAUCAUGAGAAGAGGAAAGCUGAAAUGGAAAUGAAGAGAAUGGAGGUGAAGGCUGAGAGAUUGAAAUCUCGGGCGCAAGAGAGAUUGUCUAACAAACUUGCUGCAACAAGGAGAAUAGCUGAGGAGAAGCGUGCAAACGCGGAGGCUAAGCUAAAUGAGAAGGCUGUUAGAACAUCUGAAAGGGCAGAUUAUAUAAGGAGGACAGGUCACCUGCCCUCUUCUUUCUCCUCCUUCAAGUUGCCCUCUUCCUUUUGCUGGUAGCAUUUCUGCAGUGUAUUCACUUGUAUUAUCUACUGGUGUAAUUUUUGUUGGCAUGCCAUGUCUUUAUUUUUCUUCAAAUUUGAACUUGUGGAUUCAUUAUGAGUUAUUUGAUUACGUUAAUUGUUGGAAAUAUGCAUUCAUGGGAUCAUAAUUCCUUUGAAUAAAAAUUUGUUUAGCCCAUAUUAAGCAAA